Molecule: messenger RNA, 1988 nt
Organism: Anguilla rostrata (American eel)
Lineage: Eukaryota; Metazoa; Chordata; Actinopteri; Anguilliformes; Anguillidae
Gene: cyp20a1
Product: cytochrome P450 20A1
Exons: 13
Coding region: 153-1544 (463 amino acids)
Cellular component (GO): membrane
Molecular function (GO): heme binding; monooxygenase activity; iron ion binding
Source: RefSeq, a predicted model, not a curated record
GAUUACAGAGUUUUAUGGCAGCAGAUCAAUUGUGGUAGACGUGGUAGGGUGCGUGAUGUCAGAGGCUCAUCAGUAAAGAAAGCGCCCUAGGCUCUGAAGUUUAUCUAAGUGGCCGUAGUUAUUACAAAACAAUUAUAAAACAAAGAACAAAUAUGUUGGAUUUUGCAAUCUUUGCGGUCACAUUUGUUGUUAUCCUGGUCGGCGCAGUUUUGUAUCUGUAUCCGUCAAGCAGACGAGCCUCUGGGAUCCCAGGACUGAACCCUACAGAGGAGAAGGAUGGGAAUCUGCAGGACAUCGUGAGCAGAGGCAGCCUGCACGACUUCCUGGUCGGUCUGCACGACCGGUUCGGCCCGGCGGCCUCGUUCUGGUUCGGCCGCCGCCCCGUCGUCAGCCUCGGGUCCGUCGAUCUGCUGCGGCAGCACGUGAACCCCAACCGCACCACGGACUCCUUUGAGACCAUGCUGAAGUCGUUGCUGGGUUACCAGUCAGGGUUGAGUGGGGACGCGACCGAGGCUUUGAUGAGGAAGAAGGUGUACCAGGGCGCCAUCGACCGCUCACUGGAACACGGCUUUCCCGCGCUGCUGAAGCUGGUGGAGGAGCUGACGCAGAAGUGGCUGUCCUUUCCCCCCUCCCAGCACACCCCUCUCUGCGCGCACCUGCUGGGGUUGGCCAUGAAGGCUGUCACUCAGCUCUCCAUGGGCAACCGUUUCCUUGACGACAUCGAGGUCCUCCGCUUCCGCAAGAACCACGAAGUGAUCUGGUCAGAGAUUGGCAGGGGUUAUUUGGAUGGGUCUCUGGAGAAGAGCUCCACCCGUAAGAAACGCUAUGAGGAGGCUCUUUCUGAGAUGGAGUCUGUGCUGAAGUCGGUGGUGAGAGAGAGAAAGGGCGAGAGCUCCAGCCAAUCUGCAUUCAUGGACUCCCUGCUGAUGGCCAACCUCACAGAGAGACAGGUUAUGGAGGACAGUAUGGUGUUCACCUUAGCGGGAUGCGUCAUCACUGCCAACCUGUGCAUCUGGGCAGUGUAUUUCCUGUCGACGUCGGAGGAAGUGCAGGAGAAGCUGCACAGUGAGCUGCAGACCGUCCUGGGGGAGGAGCCUAUUUCUCUGGACAAGAUCCCCCAGCUCACGUACUGCCGGCAGGUCCUGAACGAGACCGUGCGCACGGCCAAACUGACGCCCGUCGCGGCGCGAAUGCAGGAGGUGGAGGGGAAGGUUGGCCAGCAUGUCAUUCCCAAAGAGACCCUAGUGAUCUACGCCUUGGGCGUGGUCCUACAGGACGCGGACACCUGGCCACUGCCCUACAGGUUCGACCCCGAUCGGUUUGAGGACGAAGCAGCCAAACGGAGCUUCGCUCUCCUCGGUUUCUCAGGGAACCAGGCCUGCCCCGAGCUUAGGUUUGCCUACACGGUGACUACCAUCCUCCUCAGCUCCUUGGUGCGCAAGCUAAAGUUCCAUCAGAUAAAGAGCCAGGUGAUAGAGGCCAGGUAUGAACUGGUGUCCACCCCUAAAGAUGAUACCUGGAUCACUGUGAGCAGGAGGAGUUAAUUCAAUAGCUGUCCCAGAUUUCAUAGAGAGGAAGAGAGCAUGUAUCCUGACAUGCAUUUGUCAAUUUAUUCAAGCUUCCACUAUCUACAACCCACAUGAUCAAAUUUUUCAUUGAUGACACGCACCGAUUUCAGGACAAGAACAGUAUUAGUCUGGCUACUACAUUUCAAUCACAUUUAUCUGAGCUCUCAUUUGAACAAUAACUUUAAUUAAACCUUAAUUUGAAGUGAAAGUCUUACUCCUCCUGGGACGUGGGUGCCUUUCGUGGUGUAAGCCUUCAUUGUCAUGGAAACGGACCCCUUCAGCACCAUUUCAGCCGACCUUAGCCUCGGUGCUCGGACAAACACGGUGUGAAAGCACCGGAUCUUAAACAUCUCCCACCUUACACUUUUGACACGAUGGGAAUUACAUUUUUUUUUGUAAAUAAAAUUACCUUGAACACUU